Messenger RNA from Dicrocoelium dendriticum, 4455 nucleotides. The record is from the annotation of a GenBank genome assembly. NCBI's taxonomy places the organism in Eukaryota, Metazoa, Platyhelminthes, Trematoda, Plagiorchiida, Dicrocoeliidae.
AUGAUUAAAGGGGGGGGGGGGGGGGGGGGGUGGGGGGGGGGGGGGGGGGGGGGGGGGGGGGGGGGGGGGGGGGGGGGGGGGGGGGGGGGGGGGGGGGGGGGGGGGGGGGGGGGGGGGGGGGGGGGGGGGGGGGUGGGGGGGGGGGGGGGGGGGGGGGGGGGGGGGGGGGGGGGGGGGGGGGGGGGGGGGGGGGGGGGGGGGGGGGGGGGUGGGGGGGGGGGGGGGGGGGGGGGGGGGGGGGGGGGGGGGGGGGGGGGGGGGGGGGGGGGGGGGGGGGGGGGGGGGGGGGGGGGGGGGGGGGGGGGGGGGGGUGGGGGGGGGGGGGGGGGGGGGGGGGGGGGGGGGGGGGGGGGGGGGGGGGGGGGGGGGGGGGGGUGGGGGGGGGGGGGGGGGGGGGGGGGGGGGGGGGGGGGGGGGGGGGGGGGGGGUGGGGGGGGGGGGGGGGGGGGGGGGGGGGGGGGGGGGGGGGGGGGGGGGGGGGGGGGGGUGGGGGGGGGGGGGGGUGGGGGGGGGGGGGGGGGGGGGGGGGGGGGGGGGGGGGGGGGGGGGGGGGGGGGGGGGGGGGGGGGGGGGGGGGGGGGGGGGGGGGGGUGGGGGGGGGGGGGGGGGGGGGGGGGGGGGGGGGGGGGGGGGGGGGGGGGGGGGGGGGGGGGGGGGGGGGGGGGGGGGGGGGGGGGGGGGGGGGGGGGGGGGGGGGGGGGGGGGGUGGGGGGGGGGGGGGGGGGGGGGGGGGGGGGGGGGGGGGGGGGGGGGGGGGGGGGGGGGGGGGGGGGGGGGGGGGGGGGGGGGGGGGGGGGGGGGGGGGGGGGGGGGGGGGGGGGGGGGGGGGGGGGGGGGGGGGGGGGGGGGGGGGGGGGGGGGGGGGGGGGGGGGGGGGGGGGGGGGGGGGGGGGGGGGGGGGGGGGGGGGGGGGGGGUGGGGGGGGGGGGGGGGGGGGGGGGGGGGGGGGGGGGGGGGGGGGGGGGGGGGGGGGGGGGGGGGGGGGGGGGGGGGGGGGGGGGGGGGGGGGGGGGGGGGGGGGGGGGGGGGGGGGGGGGGGGGGGGGGGGUGGGGGGGGGGGGGGGGGGGGGGGGGGGGGGGGGGGGGGGGGGGGGGGGGGGGGGGGGGGGGGGGGGGGGGGGGGGGGGGGGGGGGGGGGGGGGGGGGGGGGGGGGGGGGGGGGGGGGGGGGGGGGGGGGGGGGGGGGGGGGGGGGGGGGGGGGGGGGGGGGGGGGGGGGGGGGGGGGGGGGGGGGGGGGGGGGGGGGGGGGGGGGGGGGGGGGGGGGGGGGGGGGGGGGGGGGGGGGGGGGGGGGGGGGGGGGGGGGGGGGGGGGGGGGGGGGGGGGGGGGGGGGGGGGGGGGGGGGGGGGGGGGGGGGGGGGGGGGGGGGGGGGGGGGGGGGGGGGGGGGGGGGGGGGGGGGGGGGGGGGGGGGGGGGGGGGGGGGGGGGGGGGGGUGGGGGGGGGGGGGGGGGGGGGGGGGGGGGGGGGGGGGGGGGGGGGGGGGGGGGGGGGGGGGGGGGGGGGGGGGGGGGGGGGGGGUGGGGGGGGGGGGGGGGGGGGGGGGGGGGGGGGGGGGGGGGGGGGGGGGGGGGGGGGGGGGGGGGGGGGGGGGGGGGGGGGGGGGGGGGGGGGGGGGGGGGGGGGGGGGGGGGGGGGGGGGGGGGGGGGGGGGGGGGGGGGGGGGGGGGGGGGGGGGGGGGGGGGGGGGGGGGGGGGGGGGGGGGGGGGGGGGGGGGGGGGGGGGGGGGGGGGGGGGGGGGGGGGGGGGGGGGGGGGGGGGGGGGGGGGGGGGGGGGGGGGGGGGGGGGGGGGGUGGGGGGGGGGGGGGGGGGGGGGGGGGGGGGGGGGGGGGGGGGGGGGGGGGGGGGGGGGGGGGGGGGGGGGGGGGGGGGGGGGGGGGGGGGGGGGGGGGGGGGGGGGGGGGGGGGGGGGGGGGGGGGGGGGGGGGGGGGGGGGGGGGGGGGGGGGGGGGGGGGGGGGGGGGGGGGGGGGGGGGGGGGGGGGGGGGGGGGGGGGGGGGGGGCGGGGGGGGGGGGGGGGGGGGGGGGGCGGGGGGGGGGGGGGGGGGGGGGGGGGGGGGGGGGGGGGGGGGGGGGGGGGGGGGGGGGGGGGGGGGGGGGGGGGUGGGGGGGGGGGGGGGGGGGGGGGGGGGGGGGGGGGGGGGGGGGGGGGGGGGGGGGGGGGGGGGGGGGGGGGGGGGGGGGGGGGGGGGGGGGGGGGGGGGGGGGGGGGGGGGGGGGGGGGGGGGGGGGGGGGGGGGGGGGGGGGGGGGGGGGGGGGGGGGGGGGGGGGGGGGGGGGGGGGGGGGGGGGGGGGGGGGGGGGGGGGGGGGGGGGGGGGGGGGGGGGGGGGGGGGGGGGGGGGGGGGGGGGGGGGGGGGGGGGGGGGGGGGGGGGGGGGGGGGGGGGGGGGGGGGGGGGGGGGGGGGGGGGGGGGGGGGGGGGGGGGGGGGGGGGGGGGGGGGGGGGGGGGGGGGGGGGGGGGGGGGGGGGGGGGGGGGGGGGGGGGGGGGGGGGGGGGGGGGGGGGGGGGGGGGGGGGGGGGGGGGGGGGGGGGGGGGGGGGGGGGGGGGGGGGGGGGGGGGGGGGGGGGGGGGGGGGGGGGGGGGGGGGGGGGGGGGGGGGGGGGGGGGGGGGGGGUGGGGGGGGGGGGGGGGGGGGGGGGGGGGGGGGGGGGGGGGGGGGGGGGGGGGGGGGGGGGGGGGGGGGGGGGGGGGGGGGGGGGGGGGGGGGGGGGGGGGGGGGGGGGGGGGGGGGGGGGGGGGGGGGGGGGGGGGGGGGGGGGGGGGGGGGGGGGGGGGGGGGGGGGGGGGGGGGGGGGGGGGGGGGGGGGGGGGGGGGGGGGGGGGGGGGGGGGGGGGGGGGGGGGGGGGGGGGGGGGGGGGGGGGGGGGGGGGGGGGGGGGGGGGGGGGGGGGGGGGGGGGGGGGGGGGGGGGGGGGGGGGGGGGGGGGGGGGGGGGGGGGGGUGGGGGGGGGGGGGGGGGGGGGGGGGGGGGGGGGGGGGGGGGGGGGGGGGGGGGGGGGGGGGGGGGGGGGGGGGGGGGGGGGGGGGGGGGGGGGGGGGGGGGGGGGGGGGGGGGGGGGGGGGGGGGGGGGGGGGGGGGGGGGGGGGGGGGGGGGGGGGGGGGGGGGGGGGGGGGGGGGGGGGGGGGGGGGGGGGGGGGGGGGGGGGGGGGGGGGGGGGGGGGGGGGGGGGGGGGGGGUGGGGGGGGGGGGGGGGGGGGGGGGGGGGGGGGGGGGGGGGGGGGGGGGGGGGGGAGGGGGGGGGGGGGGGGGGGGGGGGGGGGGGGGGGGGGGGGGGGGGGGGGGGGGGGGGGGGGGGGGGGGGGGGGGGGGGGGGGGGGGGGGGGGGGGGGGGGGGGGGGGGGGGGGGGGGGGGGGGGGGGGGGGGGGGGGGGGGGGGGGGGGGGGGGGGGGGGGGGGGGGGGGGGGGGGGGGGGGGGGGGGGGGGGGGGGUGGGGGGGGGGGGGGGGGGGGGGGGGGGGGGGGGGGGGGGGGGGGGGGGGGGGGGGGGGGGGGGGGGGGGGGGGGGGGGGGGGGGGGGGGGGGGGGGGGGGGGGGGGGGGGGGGGGGGGGGGGGGGGGGGGGGGGGGGGGGGGGGGGGGGGGGGGGGGGGGGGGGGGGGGGGGGGGGGGGGGGGGGGGGGGGGGGGGGGGGGGGGGGGGGGGGGGGGGGGGGGGGGGGGGGGGGGGGGGGGGGGGGGGGGGGGGGGGGGGGGGGGGGGGGGGGGGGGGGGGGGGGGGGGGGGUGGGGGGGGGGGGGGGGGGGGGGGGGGGGGGGGGGGGGGGGGGGGGGGGGGGGGGGGGGGGGGGGGGGGGGGGGGGGGGGGGGGGGGGAGGGGGGGGGGGGGGUUUGGGGGGGGGGGGCGGGAGGGGGGGGGGGGGGGGGGGGGGGGGGGGGGGGGGGGGGGGGGGGGGGGGGGGGGGGGGGGGGGGGGGGGGGGGGGGGGGGGUGGGGGGGGGGGGGGGGGGGGGGGGGGGGGGGGGGGGGGGGGGGGGGGGGGGGGGGGGGGGGGGGGGGGGGGGGGGGGGGGGGGGGGGGGGGGGGGGGGGGGGGGGGGGGGGGGGGGGGGGGGGGGGGGGGGGGGGGGGGGGGGGGGGGGGGGGGGGGGGUGGGGGGGGGGGGGGGGGGGGGGGGGGGGGGGGGGGGGGGGGGGGGGGGGGGUGGGGGGGGGGGGGGGGGGGGGGGGGGGGGGGGGGGGCGGGGGGGGGGGGGGGGGGGGGGGGGGGGGGGGGGGGGGGGGGGGGGGGGGGGGGGGGGGGGGGGGGGGGGGGGGGGGGGGGGGGGGGGGGGGGGGGGGGGGGGGGGGGGGGGGGGGGGGGGGGGGGGGGGGGGGGGGGGGGGGGGGGGGGGGGGGGGGGGGGGGGGGGGGGGGGGGGGGGGGGGGGGGGGGGGGGGGGGGGGGGGGGGGGGGGGGGGGGGGGGGGGGGGGGGGGGGGGGGGGGGGGGGGGGGGGACCUCGGUCCUCUGUGA